Protopolystoma xenopodis is the source of this 558-nucleotide messenger RNA. NCBI's taxonomy places the organism in Eukaryota, Metazoa, Platyhelminthes, Monogenea, Polystomatidea, Polystomatidae. The record is from the annotation of a GenBank genome assembly.
AUGUAUAAAGAAGAGGGACAGGAAUAUGCUAGAGUGGAGCGUCUUCUUGGGAACGGCAGACUUGAAGCAUAUUGCUUUGAUGACGUCAAGCGUUUAUGCCAUAUACGAGGCAAAUUGCGCAAAAAGGUUUGGAUAAAUGCCGGAGAUAUCAUUCUUGUUGGGCUCCGCGAUUAUCAGGAUAAAAAGGCAGAUGUCAUUCUAAAAUACCCCAAUGAUGAGGCUAGGACAUUGAAAGCCCUCGUUGAUGACAACAAUGAUAUACACUUCGAUGAAAAUGCCGCAUUUAUUACACCAAAGGACGAAGCCUCUGGCGAUGAUGAUGAUUCUGGCUCUGAUUCAGAUUCAGAUUAUAUGUUUACUGGUCGCGGCAAUCCUAACCUUCCCCCUCGUAAUGCUGUUGCUGCUGACUCUGACUCGGAAGAAUCCGAUGAGGAAGGGAGUUCUGCAGAAGAAGGUGAAGGGGAAAUUAGCUAUUGGCAGAAGAAUACUUACGGACCAGAUAAGCACAAAAAGGAUAAACGACAAAAUCAAGCUUUUAAAACUAGAGGAAGAAAAUAG